AUGGCAACCUGCCCCACUGCAAAUACACAGCAACCAGGCAGGGAGGACGGCGGAUGCUGCAGCAGCCACAUCCGCAGGGGCACAGAGGAGGCGGCAGAGAGGGCGGACGGGAGGAUGAAGCUGACUUUAACAGACGAUACUGAAGAUGUCUCGCUUGACUUUGGCAAUGAGGAAGAGUUGGCAUUAAGGAAAGCAAAAAUCAGGCACCCGCUGGCCACCUUCUUCCACCUCUUCUUCCGGGUGAGCGCCAUCAUGACCUACUUGUUCUGCGAUUGGUUCAGCAAGAGCUUCGUUGCCUGCUUCGUGGUCAUUCUCCUCCUCCUGUCCUUCGAUUUUUGGUCUGUGAAGAACGUCACCGGAAGACUGCUGGUUGGCCUGCGAUGGUGGAACCAGAUUGACGAAGACGGGAAAAGCCACUGGGUGUACGAAGCCAAGAAGGUCCCUUCCAGCGUCGCAGCCCCCACGGAAGCCGAGGCCCGGAUCUUCUGGCUGGGACUGAUCAUCUGCCCCAUCAUCUGGACCCUUUUCUUUUUCAGCACCCUGUUCUCCUUGAAGCUCAAGUGGCUGGCGCUCGUGAUAGCCGGCAUCUCCCUCCAGGCUGCUAACCUGUAUGGCUACGUCCACUGCAAGCUAGGAGGGUUGAAAAACCUCCACAAAAUCACCGCGAGGUUCCCAGCUCAACAAAUGUUCCCAAGGUCACAGGCUGAAAACAUCAUGCGCACGCACGCUCCCAACUCUGUGCCGGCAGGAAUCCGUUCUGGCUUCUUCCUCUUCUGGAGCACCCGACUCGUGGGAAUCCCCUCCAACCGGCUCAUCCCUCGCAUAAAGACGGAUGUUUUUGAUUGA
This is a messenger RNA of Euleptes europaea (tarantolino), 846 nucleotides long. RefSeq names its product trans-golgi network vesicle protein 23 homolog A (gene TVP23A). The record is from RefSeq and is a predicted model, not a curated record. Gene Ontology annotation, cellular component: Golgi membrane. The transcript has 8 exons. Bases 1 to 846 code for a protein of 281 amino acids. NCBI's taxonomy places the organism in Eukaryota, Metazoa, Chordata, Lepidosauria, Squamata, Sphaerodactylidae. Gene Ontology annotation, biological process: protein secretion; vesicle-mediated transport.